GUGUUUUAUGUCUUUUAUUCUUUCACGAUAUUACUACAAAUUACGGUGCUCUUAAAAACGGGACAAUACACGGUUACACUUUAAGAAGCCGGCUCCUGCGCGCACGUCCAUUCACUCGGGAGGCCGGUAGGCAAGAGAACGUCUUGAGUGUCGAUCGGUCACCGCUUCGGUGCAUCACCUGAGUCAAUCUCAGGGCUAUGAACUCAAACAGAAAGAAAAACGAAUACUCUGUGCGGCACUACAUCUCCUGUUCCCAGCAAAUAAUUCUGACAUAGAAGAAAAAGUAAUGAGAUUAGUUUAUGACUCCAAGGACAAUGACGCCGAGGACAAUAACUCCAGGACUCAAGCUGAUAUCGAAAAGACUUUAAAGCUGAAUGCGACCAAUUCCGAGAGUGAGAAACGCAGGAGAAAUGAGAUAAUGAAAUGCAUAAUGAAGAUACUGGAAAAUGGUGUGCAAGAUGAAAGCAUUAAACAGUUACUAGAAGUUGCCGUCGUUAAUGGUAAUCUAAAUGUUACCGAGAUGUUGGUUGAGCCCAUGUUGAUGGCAAACGAGAACAGAUCGAAAGAGAUGAACCCGAAUGAUGUGAACAAAUAUCUUGCAGGACUAUUGGAAAAAUGCUGUAAUCGUGGAUAUGAUAACAUUCUGAAAUUCCUAUUGUCCAUCAUUCCGAAAACGGAGAGUGAUUUCAUUAAUGAGCAUCCGCUGUUAUGCUGUGUCAUAAAAGAAAUGAAUCCGAAUGAUUCAAGAUAUCCUAGCUUCGAGGAGUGUUUGCGUCUUUUACUAAAAGAUAGACGCGUGAUGAUCGAUCGGGCAGAAGUGAGCAAACGCACGCCACUUUACUAUGCAGCAGGAAAUAGAAACGAUUUGGCGCAAAUUGAAUUGCUAAAGAAAGGAGCCUGUCUGGGUACAAUGGAUAUACGACGACGGAUGCCAGUUGAUUAUAUAGACCCCUUUCUUUUGGAAGAGCAUUUAAACACCUGUAUCACAGACAAUGGGCAGCACCUGAUUAAUGACGGCUAUGAGCUGACGCUGGAUUUUAAGAAUUUUAUUCCAAAGCAAGGUUCACCAUUGGCAGAGCACGAAACGCAAGAAAACCAAGAGACUAGAGUCCGGUACACUAGGAAUCGAACCGAUUCUGUGGCCAUUGAAAACGAAAUGCGAAACUCAUCCAGCAAUCAGACAAGUAGUUCUGAAACACCUCAUGCCGAAGAGAGUACCUUAUUGAUGCAGGGAGGAAACGGAAACCAGGCAAAUGCAUCCAACAAUGAGACAAGUAGUUCUGAAACACCUCAUGCCGAAGAGAGUACCUUAUUGAUGCAGGGAGGAAACGGAAACCAGGCAAAUGCAUCCAACAAUGAGACAAGUAGUUCUGAAACACCUCAUGCCGAAGAGAGUAGCUUAUUGAUGCAGGAAGGAAACGAAAGCCAUCAAAUUAGAAUGGAGAGUACAAGACCAGAAAUUCACCAACAACUGCCGGAAAGUGAAUUAUCUACCAUCUUAGAGCUUGCUCAAGAGUCAGCCAACCAGCGUAUUCUACAGCAUCCAGUGAUAUCAUGCAUAUUGGCUAUUAAACAAGCCGAUUUAUGUUGGUUUCGACGGAUAUACUGUUUGUAUUACCUCACUCAUUACGUUAUAUUGAUGGGUGUUUGGAUAGGUUGCAACUAUGCUGCUGAUAACUGCGUAGCGAUAUCAAUUCCUUCUUACCUUGUUCUUAUGAUUCUUAUGGUUUAUAUGACUGGACGUUGUUUCAUCUGUGUUGGUAUGGAUUUUGUAGAAUUUUGCUGGACAAGCAAAUUCUGGCGGCGAUUUGUUUGGAGAUGGAUUCAAUUAAUUCCAAUCAGUCUCUUAAUCGAAAUAACAUCUGGAAAACCCUUAUACCCUUGGAUUUCGGCUAUCUCUAUGAUAGUUUUGGCAAUUGAAUUUACAUUACUGUUAUCAAUUAUCCAGUGGCUCUCUAUCUCUACUAAUGUAAUCAUGUUUAAGAGAGUGUUAUACACUUUUUGCGAAAGCCUGUUACCAUUUUUGCCCAUCAUCAUGGGUUGUUUGUUAAGCUUCCACAUUUUAUUCAGGGAUACUAGCAAAAAUGAAUCAGCAUCACAAGACAAAAACACAACUCAGGCUGCACAAAAUGUGUACGAAAAGGAAAAUACAUCGAACGAAUUUCAAACAAUCGUAGGUACUAGUCGAAAAAUGUUCAGCAUGAUGGCCGGAGAUCUAAACACAGAAAAGCUGGAUUUCCAAACGGUACCAAGGGUUGUGAUGUUCUCUCUAUUUGUGGUCAUUAUUGUCAUUGUGUUGAACAACUUUGCGAACAGUUUGGCGGUAGAUGAUACACUGGGCUUGCGAGCGAAAUCCCAGUUUCUCGCCAUCAAGCAGGAUGUAAAGUUUAUGCAAAAGCUUGAAACCAUUUUGAAGAUACUGGAGCGAUACAAGAUUCCGUGGUGUUCAUCGUUAGUACUAAAAAUGUUGCAUCAGAUAAAACCACUGCCCCCACGUAUUACAAUUAAACUUAACGAGGAUGAUCCGCUACCAGUCGUCCGUAUAGAUAGAAAAUUUGGUUACAUAUGUAAAACCAUAAUCCAAAAGAAUGAACAUAAGCCAGUGGCGUCUCGUCCACCUGUGCAACCUGCGCACUGCACAGCAAACAUUUUUAGAAAAAAACCUGCGGAAAAUGGCAAGCGAGGCCGUUGCUGUUCGAUCUAGUUCCCAUAAACGCCUGUCUUGUGCAGCAGCGGUAAUGCCCAAUCUAGCGAGAUAGCUAAUAUUUUCCAUUUCGCGUGGUGAAUUUCAAUUCGCUUAGCGAAAUUGUGGAUGUAUGGUCUAUGCCCUGUGCACUUUGCGCUGAGCACAGGACGAGCAGAGCGAGUGCGACUGGCUUAAGCCGAAUGCUGUUGCGGGCCAGCUGAUGAGGCGAGGUGAAACAACAAAUAUAGAGCAAACGAGCUAGCUAGCUAAGCUGCACAUUUGCACUAAGUGCACACUUUGUGCCUCAUAGAUCGCUUCUGAUGCGGUACACAGACACUUAAUUUUAAGAAGUAGCAU
Messenger RNA from Anopheles darlingi, 3043 nucleotides. RefSeq lists its product as uncharacterized. The transcript is spliced from 5 exons. NCBI's taxonomy places the organism in Eukaryota, Metazoa, Arthropoda, Insecta, Diptera, Culicidae. The record is from RefSeq and is a predicted model, not a curated record. Bases 287 to 2704 code for a protein of 805 amino acids.